Nerophis ophidion (straightnose pipefish) is the source of this 1577-nucleotide messenger RNA. It is a transcript of the gene vtnb, whose product is annotated as vitronectin b. Gene Ontology annotation, biological process: cell adhesion mediated by integrin; cell-matrix adhesion; immune response. Bases 88 to 1452 code for a protein of 454 amino acids. Gene Ontology annotation, molecular function: scavenger receptor activity; polysaccharide binding; extracellular matrix binding. The transcript has 8 exons. NCBI's taxonomy places the organism in Eukaryota, Metazoa, Chordata, Actinopteri, Syngnathiformes, Syngnathidae. The record is from RefSeq and is a predicted model, not a curated record.
AGCGGCUGCCGGCAGCUUUGACCGCUCGUCUGCUGCUGCUCUUCUCUCGUUGACUUUCAGCUGUUGUUGUUGUUGUUGUUGUUGGCCAUGAAGGAGACGAGGACGCUGCUCCUGCUGGGCCUGCUGGGCCUGCUGGGCCUGGCGCUGAUGAUGGACGCCAUCUCGGCCGCAGAGGAAACGUGUGAUGGCCGCUGUGGGUCCUUUGAUCCAAACAGGAAGUGUCAGUGUGAUUCCAUGUGUGUUUACUACGGAAGUUGUUGUCCCAACUUUGACAGCAGCUGUCCCAGGAAAGUGCGUGGUGACGUGUUCAGCGAGGACGAAGACGAGCAGCCCACAGAGGAGACGCCUCUCGACAUGCUCGUCCCAACCGAGAUGGCGAGCGCCAUCACGACAGAGGUCCCCAGCGUGUGGCCAACACAGACGGGGACGCCGUCAAACGCCACCACAGCGCCGCCCACAGACAGAGACGCGGCGGCCUGCAGUGCGCGGCCCUUUGACGCCUUCCUGCAGCUGAAGAAUGGAUCGGUGUACGCCUUCAGAGGCGAAUAUUUCUUUGAACUGGACGACAAAGCCGUGCUUCCUGGUUACCCGAAACUAAUCCAGGACGUGUGGGGGAUGGCGGGGCCCAUCGAUGCCGCCUUCACACGCAUCAACUGCCAGGGAAAGACGUACAUUUUCAAGGGACGACAGUACUGGAGGUUCGAGGGCGACGUCUUGGACGAGGGCUUUCCUUUGGACAUUUCCGAGGGCUUUGACGGCAUGCCCGACGACAUCGACGCCGCCUUUGCCGUGCCGGCGCCGAGUCACAUCGGCAAGGAGAAGGCCUACUUUUUUAAAGGCGAUCGCUACCACGUGUACGAGUUUGUCAACCAGCCGUCCCACCAGCAGUGCGUGCAAAUGAGCAGGUCCUCACCUUCGCUCUUGUUCACGCGCUACACCGACCUCUUCUGUGACCUCACCUGCGAGGAUCUCUUCUCCAAGCUCUUCGGCGGGACAGGGGGAAGCCAACACUUGGGGCCGCAUCUCAUCAGAGAGAACUGGAUGGGCAUCACCCCCCCUGUGGACGCCGCCAUGGUGGGGCGUGUCUUCAUGAGCCCCAGACUCUCGCCAGCUCCUCCCCCUUCUGGUAGAGGAUCCAAAAGGUACAGGGAGAGGGGGCCCAGCAGGAGGUACCGGGGGAGGAAAACUCGCCGGGCUAUUUUUGACGAUUUUUUCAUCGACUUGUUCGACAUCGGAGACACGUCUGAGGAGGUUGCUCCGCCCCCACCGCCUCCUAAAAGGACGCCCGUUCAAUACGUUUACCUGUUCAAGAAAGAUCGCUACUACAGAGUGGACCUGCGGACAAGACGCGUGGUCGCCGUCCAGCCGCCUUACCCACGAUCCAUCGCCAAGUUCUGGAUGGGCUGCCAGCAGGAAGACGCGGCUGACACGUCACGCGCUGAAAAAAGAUGAGAGGGGUCAUUCCUCAUAGAUGUCUAAAAAAAAGUCUUUACGAUAAUUCAGUAUUUUAUGUCGACGAUGCAUAAAAAAUACUAACAUGUUCUCUUCUAUGCAUGAAUAAAGUCAAUACAUCAGCA